Molecule: messenger RNA, 2412 nt
Organism: Peronospora farinosa
Lineage: Eukaryota; Oomycota; Peronosporomycetes; Peronosporales; Peronosporaceae
Source: the annotation of a GenBank genome assembly
AUGCAUUUAUCUUGUGAUUGCGAGCAAACGCGUCGAAUGCACCAUCGUGCCAUGAGGCAAAUUACUGACGUCUUAGGAGUUUGUCUCAAUUCAACCCGUACAAAAGAGCAAUGGUCGUGUUUACGUCGAGAUAAGCACGAGGAGCUUUAUGCCAAACGAACCGAUCAGGGAGUGAUUAAUGGAUCCUCGGUCUAUUAUUUAGCCGUCAAUGAAGCAUCGUGCGGCUUUGAAGAAGCUUUCAAUCUGCUUCAUUUCGACUCGACGGCUCAAUUUCGACUCAUGAUGAAACUCCUGCAUGGCCGUGACUUUAAAGAUGGUGCUUUGCUCUCUGUGAGCCCGAACGAACCUUUGCUUAGUGACUGGACCAUGGACACACAGCAUGCAGCAGUAUGGUUUACAUAUCACGACUACAGCAAACCCUUGUUGCUGUGUGAACAGCACUUGACGUUUUUUCAGACGCUCAAGAUUUUUCUACCAGACAACCAGCACCAUACUGAGCACAAUGGCCACAAUGAUGUGGCGUCCAUGACGAAGAACACUUCGUCAAUGGCUGGAAUGAGCGCACGUCCGAGCGAUGGAGUGCACAAGCGGACCAUCGCACUAAGCUGGGUGCCGUUUCCUCAAUCGCAUGAUGCGAUGCUGGAAACAACACAACAGGUAAAUUUGCAGUACACGUUGAUCGUGGAGGAGAUUUCCCAUAAUCGGUUGCGUCUUUCGUGUGUGACGAGCUCCUUCCAUGACAAAAACGAUGGUCCUGUAGCUGGACCACCUUGGGCAGCUCGAGUCAUUGCGCGGCGACUGGCUUUGCGAUCUGUUGGAAAUUUGGAGGCGGCCGUGGCAGCAUCUAGAAUUGGCGAUUGCCAAUUGAUUGCACCUCAGCAGUGGGUGAAGAAUGAGGACCGUGCCUAUUGUGUGAUCUGCUGGAAAAGUUUCAAUGCUCUCUUUCGCCGCCGGCAUCACUGUCGCCUCUGCGGUGAAGUCAUUUGUGGCACCUGUUGUUCACUACGUACUAUCAACAUUGUGAACGUAAGAACCAAGGCGGUUCAAAAGACUCGCAUCUGCCACAUCUGCAACAACACAACUCGACUCAAGACCAAGACGCAUGUUAUUUUCAACAACAACCACAGCAGCAAUUAUCACAGCAGGAUUCCGACCUCUUACCAACGAUGGGAACAGCCUCCUCUGCUUGAAUCGGAUUCAGACUCUGAGCUUUCUCUCUCGUCACACUUGCUUUCGACACAUAUAAAAGUAGCGGUGAGUCCAGACUACGGACUGCCGUCAUUGCCAGUAGAUCUCAAGCUUUCGCAAAGGAUAGCGAUGGAGAGCUUUGACUCACACGAGUCCAAAGAAGUUGGACAUGACGGCUAUAUUGGUGCACUACCGGAUGAAAUGGCAGCUAAUGUUGGUUACAAGAUCAUUUCCAUCAAGUCCAUUGCAAGUAGCACCAAUAAUCUAUGGCAUGCGACACCCAUCACUUUGUCAAGUACUAAGAGUCUCUGGUCGCUUCAAGUCCCAAGUAGCGUCGACUCUACGUGUAGUGUCAGUUCUUCCAAUUGGGCCAGAGGAGGAAAUAAUAAUGGUGAAGUUGGGAGCUCGAGUUGUGGGUCUCGCAGCUCAAAGUCAUUCCUACACCCGGCAGCCAUGACCUCUAGGACGCAAAAGAAGGCCCCGCCGAUUUGCAUCGCAUCCGAGGCAAGCAGCUACAGCUCUGCUGAUCACUCUAUUGUACGUUUGUCAUAUGAUAUGGUUGACUUACAGGAGCAUGAAGACUCAAGGAAGUUUGAUUAUCGUCGAACUUCCUUGAUGAGCUCCAAUGUCAGUCUAUUUGACCGGGAUUCCAUCGUUGAUGAAGGCUAUUUCUUGCCUCAGUUUGACGAACAACGUGAAGUACAGCGCUUGAAGUUACUGGAUAUGAUCGUAUCACCUGCAUUCACGCUGGUAGAUCGCACAAUCAUGCAACGAAGCUGUGAAAUUGCUGCUACUGCCUUUGGUCUGACCGCCGCCUUCAUCGCGCGAGUGGACGAGAAAUAUGUGAUGAUUGAGCAUACCAUUGGAACUUGCGAUCUAUCACCUCAGGAUGAAAUUUUGCGACGGGAGUCAUUGUGCGAUUUCGUUCUCUGUCAGCCUCACUGCCAACCUUUGGUGGUGCCAAAUUGUCUUGCUGAUCCACGGACACGAGACAUUCCUAUGGUGCAGCAUCUCCGUAUAAGCUUUCUUAUCGGUGUUAGCGUGUGCGUGCGUGGUUUUCCCAUCGCAUGCCUGUGCGCAUUUAGACAAGACGAUGGCAGCCAAAGCGAAGAGGACGAUGAAGUCAUGGGAGCAUCAUACUAUGAUUUUGGUAUCCUAGAGAAUGCGGUGCAUCUCUUAGAGCGCGAGCUAGAACGUCUUGUGUAUGGCUUGGAGCUGCGCUAG